AAAAAAAUUCUCAUUCCUGAAACCGCCAAACCUGGUUGACUUGUCAGAGUGCAUUUCACACAUUCCUGGUAGCACGGCUAUAGGCUACGCCUAGUACGAUCACAGCUGGAGGGACAGAAAGCAGUGGUGUGAUCACACUCAGCCCUUGCUUCACAUUGGGAUCGUUGCAGAACUGGGUAUCGGUGUGGGGACAAAAGACCUGGAAGGCUGCAAGAUGAGCUGUGCAGGGCUGCAAAGAUUCUCUGGGACUAUAGAACAAAAGGCAGUACAUUAAGGUGAAGGUAAAUGUACCCAGACAUGGAAGAAAAGAAAAGCUCAUCAAAGCUGAGCAAAACCAAACAGCCAGUGAAAACAGAAUGGGGGGCCCAGUAUGUGGUAUUUACUUACUUCCAAGGAGACAUUAAUAGUGUGGUAGAUGAACAUUUCUCGAGAGCUUUGAGUGCUACUAAAACCCCACAGGAUUUGAGUAGGAAGAACAAGAGUGAGGACAUUGUCCUCAAAAAUGACAGCCACAUGACUCCCCAUCAGUGGAAUUUCUCACCUCCUUGGGCUAAACCAUACCAAACGUCCCCUCCUUUAAACCUCUCCAGCUCUGACCUACAUGCUCCGGCUCCUGUGGCUACAGACCCCUUCCAGCCCUCCAUUCUACAAGGCGUUCCUCCCCCGGGUUCGGAUCUAUGGCAUUUGCCUUCAGUGAGCCAUCCCAAUUUGACCUCUCCUUCGGAAUACCCUUCCUCUGUACCUGACCUGCAUAUGGCACAUGGAUCCACGUCGGAUGGGAAAUAUGGUUCUUUGCUUGGUCUUUUGCAACCGGAAAGGUGUCCUCCUUCUGUGCAAGAGUCUACAGAUUCCAGCACAGCUUGUCUUUCUGGCUCUGCAAGGUUACAAAACAUGAGUCACAGUCUAACUUCUGGGGGAGGUAUUCAGACUAGUGAUGUGAGGAGAGAUUUAUACUUUUAGGAAAUGGAUGUGUUUGCCUAUUAAUUCUUCCCUGUGGAUGUUAAAAACAAAUCUGUGAUUAAGAGAAGCUGAAGAACAUCUGUGAGUUCUCAUCCUCUUCAGUCACCUGCUAGUUACAUAAAUUCAUGUGUGUUUGAAACGUAUACACAGACUUUGAAAUUCUCACAUAGCACACACUUUAUUGUCUUCCUUGUGGUUGCUGUCUUGUGCAUUGCCUUAUGUAUGGAAAAGCUCUCCAUCUGGAAGUAAUGCAUUUCCUAAUUUGAAUCCAAGGGGUCAAAGGCCUGCCUCGCUUUCCAAUGCAGUGGUGGUGAUGACUGUAGCUGGGGACAGAGGUGGUGGG
Molecule: messenger RNA, 1303 nt
Organism: Heteronotia binoei (common prickly gecko)
Lineage: Eukaryota; Metazoa; Chordata; Lepidosauria; Squamata; Gekkonidae
Gene: VGLL1
Product: vestigial like family member 1
Exons: 4
Coding region: 286-960 (224 amino acids)
Biological process (GO): regulation of transcription by RNA polymerase II
Cellular component (GO): nucleus
Source: RefSeq, a predicted model, not a curated record